Molecule: messenger RNA, 2046 nt
Organism: Mycosarcoma maydis (corn smut)
Lineage: Eukaryota; Fungi; Basidiomycota; Ustilaginomycetes; Ustilaginales
Exons: 1
Coding region: 1-2046 (681 amino acids)
Biological process (GO): glutathione catabolic process
Cellular component (GO): fungal-type vacuole; plasma membrane
Molecular function (GO): glutathione gamma-glutamate hydrolase
Source: RefSeq, a predicted model, not a curated record
AUGACAGCCUUAAGAUCCGCACACAGGCCAUCUAGCCUUCGCUCCACCGCCAACUCGGAAGCAGGAUCUAUUGAGCCCAUUCAAGAAGAAGUUGUCUCGAACGAUGGCCAGAUCUCGGCUGCCGCUACGCCUGAUACAGAAACCUCGGCUCUGCUUCCUUCGCAUCGACAUCGCACCCAACUCCUUGCUCCGCCCUCGUCGCACAAAUCUCGUUCCAGAACCAUCUGGAAUUCGAUCCUCGUCCUACUAGCCAUCUUCACCUUCGCCGUCACCAUAUCCAUCGUUCUCAAAAAUCUGUUGGGGGAAUUCAACGAUCCCGAAGAUCCGUCUUUGCCCAUCGACCCGCCAGGCACCGAUCCACGCGGUCGGCGCCACCCAGCCGUCCUCGCGACAGGUCGUAAGGCCGGCGUAGCUACCGAAAAUGAGAUCUGCAGCAGGAUCGGCAUGGAUAUUUUGCUCGCAAAGGGCACAGCUGUGGAUGCAGCGGUAGCGUCAACAUUCUGUGUCGGAGUUCUCAAUAUGUUCAGCUCGGGGAUCGGUGGGGGUGGAUUUAUGAUCGUUCGCGACCCCUCUGCUUGUUCUGCGAAAGGUGCAAAGCAGCCGGAUUGCAUAGAGCAUACAACCAUCGAUUUCAGGGAGACUGCUCCUGCAGCAGCCAACAAGACCAUGUAUGUUGGACGCGUGCCCAAAGCUCAAUUCGGUGGGCUGGCUGUAGGUGUACCCGGAGAACUGCGAGGGCUGCAAGAGGCGCACAAGAGAUAUGGUAGACUGGCGUGGAAGAGGCUGGUUCAGCCGUCCGUCGAGUUGGCCAAGUCGGCUACUGUGAGCAAGGAGCUGGAGAGACGCCUAUCGUUCUUUGGUGGCUUCAUCUACGAUGAACCUGUCUGGAGAGAGAUUUUUGUUGACGACAACACGGGUCAACUCAAGAGGGAAGGCGACACUUUUCAUCGUCCUGCCUACGCUCAAACAUUGCAAAGCAUCGCAGACCAUGGUCCGGACGUCUUCUACAGCGGAGCUAUCGCUGAAUCUCUGGUCCGAACAACCCAAGCUCACGGCGGCAUUCUAACACUCCAAGAUCUGCACGAUUACAAGGUGAUCGUUCGACCCGCUCUCCAAGGCUCUUGGCUUGGCAAGAAAGUCUACACCACCCAUGCACCCACCUCUGGGCCCAUCCUUUUGUCUAUACUCAACAUGCUCUCGCUCAUCCCCGAUUUCACUUCGAUCGGUCAAGUGACGUCUCUCAACAUGCAUCGAUUCAUCGAAGCGCUCAAGUUUGGGUUUGGCCAGCGAACCGAACUGGCCGACCCAGCGUUCAUGUCUAGCGCCGGUCUGGAACGCAUGUCACAGAUCCCAACUAUGUCGGAAGCUCUUGCAAUCGUGCCCAACAUUACAGAUGAUCGAACCCAUCCGCUCGACUACUACCAUCCCAAAUUCGACAUUAUCGACGAUCACGGAACCAUGCAUCUAUCCAUCGUCGAUCAGCACGGGAUGGCGAUCGCACUCACCUCGACCGUCAACCUCAUCUUUGGUUCUCGAGUCAUGGAUCGCUCGACAGGUGUCAUCCUGAACGAUGAAAUGGACGAUACUUCAACGCCCGGUGUCCCCAACGCAUUCGGCCUUGCGCCUUCCCCUUACAACUAUCCAGAAGCACACAAACGUCCCCUUUCAUCCACGUGUCCUACCAUCAUCGAAUCCGCCUCCGGCCAAGUCGAAUUGGUAUUGGGUGGCAGUGGAGGAAGUCGCAUCUUCAGCUCAGUGUUGCAAACCAUCUUCAACUUCUACCUGUGGGGAAUGGAUCUGAGUCAAUCCAUCGAGGCGCCUAGAUUGCAUCAUCAGCUGCUGCCGACUCAGUUGAGCGUCGAGACCGGGUACAGCGAAAAGGUGCUCAGUGGGCUAUUGGGUAGGGGACAUGAAGUGAGCUGGAUCGACAUCGAUUUGGGGAUUGCCGAAGUGCAGGCGGUGGCGGUGCAAGCCGAGGGCAAGAGGUGGAAGCGCGUUUGGGCUGCGAGUGAUUCCAGAAAGGGCGGGGUAGCGGUGGCUGUGUGA